GCCGUUGCCCCCGCUGGUUGAAGCCGGGGGCGGCGCGACGUCGGCCCCCGGGGCUCCCGUGUUGUCGGCCUCCCGGUCCCGCUCCCGAUCCCGCUCCGGCCGGCUCGUGACGCGAUGGAUUCGGUGCAGAGCAGCUCCAGCGGCGGGGCGGCCAAGUUCGGCAAGGCGCGUUCCCUGCUGAAGUUGUUGCAGAAAAUCCUGAAGCCAUCUGAUAAAGGAACUGAACUAUCUGCUGACAUCCACAGUUUAGUCCCCUGUGGAGAUGUGGUUGGUUGCCUGGCUGUUCAUGUGAAGGUGUGCAAAGAUUUUACAUCAAAAUUCAAUGUACAGCAGAAUACAAACUUGCUGCUUCGCAUUAGUGUUAAUGAAGUCAUGAAAUGCACAAAUUCACAGACUUUCAAAUCACAGUUAAAGAAGAGCAGAAAGGACAUGGUGAUUCAUUUUGAAGAUGUGAAAUAUUUUUCUGUACAGGUUCCAAGGCGGCAACAGGAUGAGCGGAAUAGGAUUAUUCUAGAAUUGGUAGGAUUUCAAGGUCCAAAAGACUUUCCAAGGUUGCUGGGUAGUGCAACUGUACACCUUUAUGAAGUCAUUAAGAAAGGCCACUUCAUUGAAGUAUGUGCCAUGAGGAUUGGAAACAUGCACUUUCAGGUUUUCUGCACAUUGGAAGUGGAGUUUAUGUUCUGUUAUGGAAGUUUCGGAUAUGGCUACUCGCACCAGCUGAAACUUUCUGAGGCAGAUCUUCAGAAGACCACUAAACAUUCCAUGUUUAUUCGUAUUCCACCACCUGAAGACAGAACAGAUCCUCAAAGUAAUAUUACCAUAGCACAACACCUGGGAUACCCAGCAUUCUUAUCCCCAGAUCUGAAUGUGAGAGAAGAGACUCACGAGAAGGAUAUUCCUACAACAUCUGGUGUGCCUUCUGAUGGUUUAGAAAUGCUUCAGAGUGUUCUGAAUAGAAUGUCUCCUCGAAACAGGUUGGAAAAAAUGAAAAAGGAGUAUCGGGGUCUGAAAACAUGGCCCGAAAAGGCUGAGUAUUUAGACCAACUCAUCAUGAAAAGAGGACCUAAAAUGACAACAGAGGGGACUACGGCUUCUCGCUUCAGGGAAAUGGUUGGAAAGAUACAACAUGUUACUGAGGAAGGAAUUGGAAGGUGUUCUGACACAUCAGUUAAAGAUGAUUCACAGUUACAGGAAGAACAGCUGUUUGGAUUUGAGACUGAACCCAGAAAGGAUUUUGACCUGCCCUUGAGAACUGCAGAGACCAUAUUGAGAAUUGUGGAAACAGAUUUAAGUGAUGCCCAGGAACAUUCAGAAUCUGAAGAAAAUCUUCUUUCUGUUCCCAGAGAGACUGGAAUAUCUGCAUCUACUAUUUCUCAAAAACUGCCAACUAAGAAAGUAUCUGAAAAUCUGACGAGGAAAUCUUCAGAAGAUCAAGGCAAAAUUGUGGACUCGGAAAGUAUUAUUGCUAUACCUCUAGAGAGGGAAACAAAACUGGGAAAUAAUCAUGGCAAAGAAGAAAUAGAAGAUUUGGAACCAGCAGGCAUAUCUUCAAAGAGGCCUGAUCUAUCAGGUUCAGAAGAUUAUCCAGUAAUACAAAUACAGUACCAGCAACCUAUUCUUAGUGAAGACAAGUUUGAACCUUUUUUGGGACAUGUAGGUAGAACACAAUCAAGUGCACAGAAUGAAAAGAAAGAAGAUCAAGAAGUGCCUAUUUUCACUCUUCUGAAAAACAAACUUUCAUGUGCAGACAUUAAAGAAGACCAGGAUCCACCUGUCAAGGCAUCUUCAACAUUUGCAGCAAGAAGUUCAGAUAUUAAUUUAAGCAAGAACAGUCAGCACCUGUUCAUAUUAAAACUUGUAGAAUCAAAGAUGGAAUUAGAGGAGGAUGGGAUUAGCUUUAAAGAAGAGUCCCCAAGAGUGGCUAAAAGAACAGAUUUGCCUGAGAAAUGGCAAGAGGAGAGGCUUUCAGAAACAGAAAUAGUACGUCUAAACUCUUUUUUAAGUAAAACUCUUGAAGACUUUCUUAUAGAUAGACUUGUAAAAAUAAUAAUGCUAAAAUCUGUUUUAAGCAAAAAUCUUGAAGGGUUUAUCUCAGAGAAACUUUCAGAAAUGGGGAUAGUCACAAAGAUAGAAUUAGGAGAAGAAUACCAGAACCUACAUAGUAUUAUUGAUGGAUCACCAGUUGUUUUAGAGAGAGAGUUACUUGAAAAAGGAAAAGAUAUUUCCAGGGAAAGGUUUUCAGAAGCAGAAAUAAUAAAUUUAAAAUCUGUUUUGAGUAAAAACCUGCAAGAUCGUCUCAGAGAGAGAUUUUCUGAAACAGGGAAAAUCAGAGAUUUGGAGUUAGGAAAGCAGCACCAGAACCUAUCAUUACAGGGAAUUACAGAUAGAUCACCAGUGGUUUUGGAGACAGAUUUAGCUGAGAAAAUGCAUGAUAGUUGUGAGGAGAAACCUUCAGAAAUGGAAAUAAGUCUUAAAUCUGUUGUAAACCAAAAUCUACAAUAUCUUCCCAUAGAGAGGCUUUUAGAAACAAGGCUAAUUGAAGAGGUGAAGUUGGGAAAGGAACACACAAACUUUUCUUUGUCAAGGAUUGAUGAGAGACAACUGAAGCCUGAGGCAGAUUUAUCAAAGAAGAAGAAUGGUCAAUCUAAGGAAGAAUGUUCAGAAUCUGAAAUAAUAAAAUAUCUAAGUCAAAACCUACAAAGCUGUGCCAUAGAGAGACAUUCACAAACAGGGAUAAACACAGAGAUGGAGUUAGGAAAGGAGCACCCAAAUCACUCAUUGAAGAUCAUCAAAGUCAAAUUGCCAAUGGUUAUGGAGACAAAUUCACCUAGGAUAGGACAAGAUUAUCACAAGCAGAGGUUUUCAGAACAACAAAUAAAUCUAAAAUCUGCUUCAGACAAAACUCUCCAAGAUUCUCACAUAGAAAGACUUUUGGCAACAGAAAUAAUGAGUCUAAAGGAUUUUUUAAACAAAUGUCUCCAAGAUCAUCUUCUAGAGAAACUUUCAGAAACAGGAUUAAUCACAAAAGAGGAAUUGGAGACAGUACUUCAGAACAAUUCCUUGCUGAACAUUCUGGAAUGUUCCAAUGUUCCAAUAGCAUUGGAGACAGAAUUACACAAUAUAAGCCAAAUUCAUUCUGGUGGAAGUCUUGCUAAACCACAUAUAAUAAAAGGAGAACCUGUUUUAAGUGGACAUAUACAGGACUUCCUUCUUGAGGUACUCUCAGAAACAGAAAUAAUGAAUCUAAAGUCAUUUUUAAGCAAAAAGAUCCAAGACCAUAUUGUAGAACGACUCUCUGAAAUAGGGUUGAUCACAGAGGAAGAAUUAAGAAAGAUACACCACAAUUUGUUUGUGCUGAGAGCUAACGGAAGACUGUCAUGGGAUGUGGAAGCAGAUUUACCUGGGGAAGAGCAAAAUCUAAGUCUAAAAUCUCUUUUAACCAAAAACCUUAAAGAUGGACUUUCAGAAACAAAACUAGUACAUCUAAAGUCUCUUUUAAGCAAAAUACUGAAGGAAGGUCAUAGAGACAAACUUUCUGAAACAGAAAUAAAAAGUCUAAAAUCUGUUUUAAGCAACAAUUUGCAAAACCUUCCUAUAGAAAGUGCUUCAGAAACUGGGUUAAUCAAUGAGAUAGAAUUAGAGGAAGUAUGCCAGAAUGCUAAAGGAAAACCACUGAUAGUUAUUGAUACAGAUAUACUUGAGAGAGGGCAAUAUCAUUCUAAGCAGAGUCUUGAUAAAUUCAGAAUAAUAAAUGAAAAGCCUAUUUUAAGAAAAGAGAAAUUCGAACUUCCUGUAGAGAAUGUUCCAGGACAAGUAACAUGUGUGAUGGAAAAUGUAAUCAAUGAAACCAAAACCAAUAGUGUAAUACACCUUCCUCAAAAAAAUACUUUAGAAAAAGAGAGUCAAGACCCACAACGUUGUUUUGGUAAAGCAGAAGUAGCAUAUUCAAACACAGAUUUUGACAAAUCAUUAAAACCAAAGCCCCUGAAUGAGACUUUGAGGGGAACACAUGAGACAAUAGACUCACCUUCCUUAGGUGCCCAUGAUAUUGCUAUCCAAACAGAACUUAAGGAAUAUCUCUGCAAACCAACACUUUCCUUUCCCGUAAACCCUCAAACAUUUAUCUUUGUACAUUCAGGGUCUGAGGAAGAAACUAAGUCAUCAGACAAGUCUCAUGAGAAGUCAAAAGGCAAAAAAAAACAUGCUAAGCAUUCUAAGAAGCAUGUUGCAUCACGCUGCCCACCCCAGGGACAAGUAUUAAUGUGCACACAGUUUAAAAAGGAAAAACAAACUGGUUUGAAUAACUGUAAGGAGAUCUUAAAGGAAAAACAUAGAAAACAUUCUGAACCACCACGUCCCAGAUCAUGUGUUUCAGAAGCCAAGAAGGAUUCAAAAAACUCUACAGUCUCAAACAUUUUGAAAAAGGAAAGCCUGAAGCAGAAAGCUGAGCAAGAAACAGAGAAUGAUGGGAGACCAAAGAAAUCACUUAGCAAGUCUAUUAAGAUACCAACAGCCACAGUGUCUGAACCACAGCUACAGCACUUGGCAAAAGCAUUGCAAGAAAAAUCAUACGCUUCCAAUGGACAUGAUGAAGGAUUAUGCCCCAUUGAAGGGUACAUGACCAAGGACUUUAAUACCCACAAGUCCUUCUCAGAUAAAGCCCAAAAGCACCAAAGGACACUCUAAUCCAGAAUCUCUUCCUGCAGAGGCUCUACAGGUGAGAGUAUGGAUGACUUUUUCCUAAAAAGGUCUCUCAAGCAUAUGUAGUAUGGCUGGCAAGCCUCCCUCAGUGCCAAGGCCUGAGUCAGACCUCCAGGCUGAAAGGAAGCUGUCUCCUUCUAAAAGGAGGAACAGUCUCUUUUAUUUGUUUGCUGGGAUUGACUUUAGUGGAACUGCCGAGGUGAGUAAGAUAUGAAGGAUUGGGCCCUGUUGUAUUAAGUUAGAUGGAAUAUAUGAGCUACUUGCUACCAUAACCCAAUCACUGUCCAAUAUUAAACAAUGUUAAACAAGGUUCUGCUUGGCACCAUAGCAAACAAACCAUUAAAAAUCCUUAUUAAAGAUACAGAAAAAAGGGAAAAACAGGUAAAGCCUUUGAAAUUUAAAGUAUUAAGAUUUUUAUUUGAACAUUUCUUGUUCCCUUUCCUUUUAGCUGGAGAGAGUUUUAGAAAUACCCUCCCUCCUACCUUGUUUGACAGUCUUUUAGAUUGUAUUAAGGAUGGAAUAACUGUUCUUUUGGGUAAAAGAAGUUGGUUAAGAUGGGCUAGAACUGCUGCUGUUAGCAUUUACUUGGAGCUAGUAGGGAUGGAUGUUUCCUGGGUCCUUCUCUCUGGCCUGAUCUGAUCAGCACAUCUCUCAGGAUUAGGAUGAUGAAGGCCCGGGGUCCCAGGAGGUGGUGGCGGGGAAGCCGUGAUGGUGAAAUUCAUCUCACUAGGCUGUCUGGUUUUCUCUCUUCCCCUCCAAAAGCCUUUCUUUAAGGACCCAAAAAGGGAGUGAUGAGUGGAAUAGCCAAUCCUUUUCUUAUUAUGUCCACCAAUUAGGCCUAAUAUUUGACACACCAAUUUUGGUUCAUUAAUUUUUGGUUCCACAUUAUCUGUUUUUUAUCAAGCAUGAUUUUAACUCAGUCCUUGAGUUAUAUCAAUGUGGCCUUUUUUGUUUGGACUUAGUUUUUUUGAUGGAUUUUUUUUUCACCUGUUUGUAACAUUCAUUAUUAAAAGCAAUUUAACUUACUUUUUAUUACCAUUUGUUGGUAUAGGUUAUUGUAACAGUUUAUGAACUUUUAUAUAUUUUUUCCAGUUAAGCUUACAAUUAAAGUGAAGUUGUAGGCCCAGUUAUUAGAACAGCCCUCAAUACUGAUUCAGUCAAAACUUCAACUGACUUGGUGAAAUUUGCUCUAAAUUAGAAAAAACUUGAGAUAUUUGGGUUGCUUGAGACUAUGGGUUGCUUAAGGUUACAUUUUAAAAACGUAAGUAAAUAGGUAAGAGUUAAUAUAGCUUUGUGAAAGGUAAAACUGGAGCUUGCCUGGUAUAACUAAGAGGAGAACUUGGCCAUUGUACCUGUUAGUUACCUUCUGUCUAUAUCAAUAGACAAUGAAACGUCUGGCCGAGAACAGAAUGUAAUCCACUGUAUUAAAACAAAUAUUUGGAUGUCUGUUUGAAAUGUGCUAGGUUAUCAUUACCAAGCCUAUUUCAGACAAUAGGGCCUACACUCUCUUUCUGUUUCUACACAUUUGUGUCAUAUUUAAUGUGUCUUGUUACAUUAAUUAUAUCUGUCAGGGUACUCACUACUGAAGAAGUGAUUGAAAGAAGUUGUUACUCACCUUGUGCAGUAACAAUGCUUCUUUGAGAUGUGUGUCCUUAUGGGUGCUCCAUUGUAGAUAUGUAAAACAUCCACUAGCUUGUGGUGUGACUUGGUUACCUCUUGUAGUGGUAUCUGUAAAGCUUCUGUUACUCUGUGUCAAGUCCUGGAACGGUUCAAAGUCAUCUGCCAUAGAUGGUGGAGGGAGCAUCACUGUCUCAUCUGGCGAUAAUGAUGAGACAUGGACUUGAGGGGUAACUUGCUCCUCAACUCCUCCUGUUCCUUCCUUGCCUUUUUAGGAGGUUCAGAAGCCCUUGCAGCAGCUGGAGGAGUGUUUUUCCUUGGUUUCUGGUAGGCCACACUAGAAUUACAGGAGGCCUAUUGUCUUUGAGCCUGUCAGGGAUCUCAGUAUGGCCAUUGCGAGGGUGGGAAAGGACUUGGUGGUUGGCACCAUGGCUAUCCAAACCAGGGAGGCUCUGGAUCAAAAGGACGAUAUCGCUGAGGUCCAUAGUGAAAUUGGGCACCAUACGUGGGAGACCAGAUCCUCUUGUUCACUUUCUGACUUGGAAGAUGAAAAGAGUGGGGCACAGCAAAUUGUCAGUGAGUCAAAGGCUCUGGGCGAACUCAGUAUCAGGGCCCUGGUACUGAGUAGAGGAGAGCCAAUGCAACAGACACCAAAAGAUGUGUUGUGCACCGGAAGUCCAGCUGUGCUGAAGGCGUUGGUACCAGUAGUGAUUGUCAAUACCGAAAGGCCUGUACUGACGGGGACGGUGAUGCGGACCUGAUAGUUUGAUCUGUUGGUGCCUGACAUACCACAGGUGGUACUGAUGUCCGAACUGUUGGAGCCUUCCCCGGGGCAGAUUUUCUAUCUUUCUCAUACCCUGAUGGUACUGGUGGUUCCUUGGCUGUGCCCACUGGGUCCUUGGGCAAUCUGAAGUACUCUGAGUACUGGAUUUAGAUGGCUUCGGUGCCAUCGGUACCAAUGAUACUGAUCAAGCUGGAGAUAGUUUUCGACUCAAUGGGGGCUCGCUAUGGGGACUCAAGGACCUUUUCUUAGAGGCCUUAUGUGAGUGGCUUGCGAGCAUCUUCUUGGGCUCGCCUCCCUUGGAAGUAGAGGGUUGUGGUGAGGUCUCCCUGUCAUGGCUCUGGUGAUUGAAGGGCUGACUCCUUAAGUAGGAAUUUGAGCCUCAGUUCUCUGUCCUUUCUGGAUCUGGGCUUCAGGUGUUGACACAAACCACACUUCUUCUUUGAGUGCUUAUUCAUGUCCAUGCCAAUCAGGUGUGUGCACGUGCGUGCACAGCAGCUGGAAACUUUUUCCCCUAGUAGCUUCUGUUGGGUUGGUGUGGGCACCCCCUGGAGCCACGCCUUCAUGGCACUCUAUAUAGAGCCCUUCUGACCCACCACCCCUUCAGUUCCUUCUUACCACUGGUGAUGGCUAGCUGGAACAACCUGUUGCUCUUGCUUUGCAAGCGUGUUUGGACAGUGUCAACUCUUAGUGUUUGUGAUGUUGCACUCCAUAUGUUUUUGGAAAUAUGCUUAUGAGUGUAAAUAUAAUGUAACUGGAAUAUGCUUUAUGCAAAAGGUCUCUUGUAAGGUAUCAUUAUAAAGCUUAUAAUCUACUGAGUGUGUUCAUCCUAUUUGUAUGAAGUAUCAUUCUUGUAUCUGAAGCUAGAAAUAUGAAGUAUUACUCUGAAGUCCUAUUGUAACUAUGCAAAAUGUGGGCCAUUAAUGGUGGCUUGGAAUCUUGUUGGUUCCCAUUAACUAGGACAAUUGGUGGUAAAUAGCUCUGUUUACCUAUAAGCCUUCCUGUAUAUGUGGGUGCCAGCCAACGAGUAAUGAAGUCUCACAGGGCAUGUGAACAUGUCACAUGAUACUGGAAUCCAUCUUAAACUUGGUGCUUUUCCAUUAAGAAGGAAGGGUCAGAACCCAGAGAGAGACACAGGAUUCCCGCCUUGUGCCAAAGAUAUAAAAGGGGGUGGAACAGAACAAAGGUGGCUGCAGUCAUGAGAAAACCCCUAGUUACCACCUGAGCUGGAACUAACAAGAACUGUACCAGGGGAAAGGAUUGGGCCCAGACUAAGAAGGAGUCUAGUGUGUGAAAGAAGCUUAUUGAAACAUCUCUGAAGCUGAGAUUUACCUGUAUUCAGUUUCUUAAAUGUAUUAGGCUUCGACUUGCAUGUUUUGUUUUAUUUUGCUUAGUAACUUAUUUUGUUCUUUCUGUUAUUACUUGAAACCACUUAAAUCCUACUUUUUGUACUUAAUAAAAUCACUUUUGUU
Messenger RNA from Dermochelys coriacea (leatherback sea turtle), 8571 nucleotides. It is a transcript of the gene CATSPERT, whose product is annotated as C2 calcium dependent domain containing 6. The record is from RefSeq and is a predicted model, not a curated record. The transcript has 15 exons. Bases 115 to 4686 code for a protein of 1523 amino acids. Lineage: Eukaryota; Metazoa; Chordata; Testudines; Dermochelyidae.